AUGUUCAUAGCUGCACUAGCAAGGCCACACAUUUCACUGGAUGGAGAGGUCAGUUUUGAUGGGAAGAUAGGAAUCUUCCCAUUCAUAGAAGAGGUGGCAGCAAAGAGGUCAAGUUAUAACAGAGAUGUUGGGGUGCUUGAAACCAAAGCUCAAUUAAGCAUCACAAAAGAUGUCAUAAGGGAGAAGUUCAUAAAGCACAUACUGCCAUCUAUAAGAGAGAAGUGGCCAGAGGAUGGAUGCAAGCAAAUAUGGAUUGUACGUGUCCAAGACAAUGCAAGGCCACACAUAGCAAGUAAUGAUGAGCAGUUCAUGUUGGAAGCACAAAAAGAUGGUUUUGAUAUCAGAUUAAUCAAUCGGCCAGCACAGUCACCAGAUAUGAAUGUGUUAGAUCUUGGUUUUUUUAAUGCAAUUGAAACCUUAAAAGAUCAAAUAGCACCUAGAAGUGUGAAACAGUUGGUGAAGGCAGUGAACAAGGCAUUUGACAACUAUGAUCCUAAGUUAUGCAAUCAUAUUUGGUUAACUCUACAACAAGUGAUGAAGGAGACUCUAAUAGUUAAGGGUAACAACAAUUACCACAUACCACAUAUGGGGAAGAAAUCACUUGAGAGGAGGGGUGAGUUACCAACAUGUAAUGCCCACAAUUAG
Beta vulgaris subsp. vulgaris (sugar beet) is the source of this 645-nucleotide messenger RNA. RefSeq lists its product as uncharacterized. The record is from RefSeq and is a predicted model, not a curated record. Lineage: Eukaryota; Viridiplantae; Streptophyta; Magnoliopsida; Caryophyllales; Amaranthaceae. The transcript has a single exon. Gene Ontology annotation, molecular function: nucleic acid binding. Bases 1 to 645 code for a protein of 214 amino acids.